This is a messenger RNA of Brugia malayi, 444 nucleotides long. RefSeq lists its product as uncharacterized. NCBI's taxonomy places the organism in Eukaryota, Metazoa, Nematoda, Chromadorea, Rhabditida, Onchocercidae. The transcript is spliced from 3 exons. Gene Ontology annotation, cellular component: nucleus. Gene Ontology annotation, biological process: transcription-coupled nucleotide-excision repair. Bases 1 to 444 code for a protein of 147 amino acids. The record is from RefSeq and is a predicted model, not a curated record. Gene Ontology annotation, molecular function: ATP-dependent activity, acting on DNA.
AUGAAAUCUUUACUUUUAUCAUUGCAGAAUAAUGGAAUUUUCAUUUUUCUAUUAACUACUCGUGUCAGUGGACUAGGAAUCAAUCUUACUGCUGCUAAUCGAGUGGUAAUUUUUGAUCCUGACUGGAAUCCUUCUACCGAUAUUCAGGCACGGGAGCGAGCAUGGCCUAUUGGACAGGAACGUGCUGUUACUAUAUACAGAUUGUUAACCGGUGGCACCAUUGAAGAGAAAAUUUAUCAUACGCAAAUUUUUAAAGUUUUCCUAUCAAAUCGUACAUUGGAUGAUCCGAGACAAAUUGAACUUAUUUAUUAUAUUUCUAUAAACACAGUACAUGUGCAACACACGCACACAUCACCGAGUAAAGACGUAAGCAACGCACGGCUUAAGUUCAGUUUACUGGAUGUCCCGUAUGAGUACAAUGGAGGAACUGAGGCGAUUCGCUAA